Pristis pectinata (smalltooth sawfish) is the source of this 4405-nucleotide messenger RNA. It is a transcript of the gene samd11, whose product is annotated as sterile alpha motif domain containing 11. Gene Ontology annotation, molecular function: protein binding; RNA polymerase II cis-regulatory region sequence-specific DNA binding; DNA-binding transcription activator activity, RNA polymerase II-specific. The record is from RefSeq and is a predicted model, not a curated record. Bases 249 to 3140 code for a protein of 963 amino acids. Lineage: Eukaryota; Metazoa; Chordata; Chondrichthyes; Rhinopristiformes; Pristidae. The transcript has 15 exons. Gene Ontology annotation, biological process: positive regulation of transcription by RNA polymerase II.
GUGUGACCGUACACACGGUUGAUCCGCUUAAGGCUUAUUGAUGCAAAGUGUUUGGGAGGGGGGCGAAAUAACUUUAUCUCGAAUUCUGAGGUUAAAAUCGAAUUAAAAAACGCUGCUAGUUUCGUCCUCGCCCGGAAAUAAGAGAAAGGUAAUCAGUUAGAGAAACGCUUUAGCGAGAAGGUGGGUCGAUAGCGGAUCAAUAAGCAUUUCGCCAAGAUAAUGUACACGGCGGCGAGUACCUUCCCGAGAUGUCAGGUACAGGGAGACAGAUGCGAACGGCGGCAGAGGUCGAAGUGUUAGAUCUAAGUAAAACGGACAAGGGUUGGGGAUAUCACAGGUCGAAGCCGUUCCCGCAUUUUAACGGCUUCGCUCGGAAGGAGAAACUACGGACAGAGGAACUUAUUGCAAGCGUGUACAUGAGAAUGCCUGCUAUCAAGAAGGAGCGAGCCGAUGGGGAGAUGGUCACUCGGGGGCUGCUGGACAGUCUCCCCGAAUAUCUGGCCCCUCUGUCCAUCCCAAUGGUGACCCCACACCCUACGCCUUAUGAGCACAUCUUCACUCGGCGCCAGCGUGCCUUCCUGGGUCUCCCCGAGGCUACCCACCCAGGCGACCUAAUGCUAGAACGCUUCCAUUCCAUCCCCGAUUUCCAGCCCAUCUUUGACAACGGGGAGCCCUGCAUCGAAGUGGAGUGCGGCGAAAACAAAGCCCUCCUCUACAUUCACAAGCUGUGCCAAGGUAGCAAGGGACCCUCCAUCCGCUACAGGGGCGAGUGGCUGACCCCCAACGAAUUCCAGUUCGUCAGCGGCAGAGAGACAGCCAAGGACUGGAAGCGGAGCAUAAGGCAUAAAGGGAAAAGUUUGAAGACACUUAUGUCAAAAGGAGUCUUACAGGUACACCCUCCAAUCUGUGACUGCCCGGGCUGCCGAAUUUCGUCUCCGGUGAAUCGGGGACGCUUGGCUGAAAAGAGAACAAUUCCUUUGCCGCCAACAAGAGUACCCAAGAAAGAGCUACCCUCGGCUUUUACCCAUAGUGAAGAUAGUGAAGAGAGCGAGAAAGCAAAUGGUGGCCACCCUCCUGAGGUAAAACAGGAAGAGGAGUUUCAGGCUAGCACCAUGAAACGAAGAUUGGACGCUUAUGGCCAGCAGAGAGAGGAGAUUUUCAACCCAUCAAUCUGUACUUCUUUGCACCCAGAUCCCAGAGGUGAAAGCCGUGAAAGUGAUCUCUCAACCAUCAUUUCCAACUUGCAUCAGAGCAGACAGCUCGUUAUGCCAGAGAGUCGGAAUGAGAUAAAGAGAAACGGUGUUGACUUGCUCCCGGGACAGGCAGAUGAAAUUUUAGGAAAACGAAGAGUAUGUUCACCAACCAACAACAGUGAGUGUCCAGAAGUCAAGAGGCGAAGAAGUGAAUCACCAAAGGAAAAGUGUCAGACUCCGCUAAUUGAGGAGCAGAUUAUUCAGAUGACCCCUGAAGAACACUACAGGCGAAUGAUGUCCGCGCUGAAUGAUCACGGGACAUAUGAGGAGCAGCAACAACGCCUAUAUCAACUGGCCAAUAGUAUGGGCAUGCCAACCCAUGGAGAUCUGCUGAGAGUUCGGCAAGAGGCAGCCAGCGCCGUCCGCACAUCUGGUGCCAUGGAGGCUCACAUCCCGUCAUCGAGCAGUUCGUCGAGUCAGAGGAGGAAGCAGGGGCUCCCCCAGCACAGGGACGCACAUUUUAAUGAGAGAGAAAUGACGCACACAAACCCUCUACUUUCACCGCAGAACGCUCCUCACAUUGCUCUCGGACCCCACCUCCGGCCCCCUUUCCUCGGAGUGCACUCAUCCCUGUGCCAGACUCCAGGUUACAGCUUCCUGCAGCCUGCCCAAGCUGAGAUGUUCGCACGGCAACAGGAGAUGCUACGGAAACAGAACCUGGCAAGAAAAGUCCCAGUGAUCCGAUUGGCAACUGCAAAGGAACAACACUGGCUGGAAAUGUCCGCAGAACUUCUGCGGCAGAAGGAGUUAGAGAACAUGCACCGGCAGCGGAUUCUGGGAGCCGACCCCUUGUCCCUCCACCCCGGCUUGCCACCUGACCAUCCUGCCCUGCGCAGCAUCCACGACAUUCCCGAGGGCCAUCCGCUGCGGGAGGAGCUAUCGCGCCGGAACGCCAUGCUGGUUCUGAGGCACAGCACGGCCCCCCUGCUGUCAGUGAACCACGCCAUCCCCAGCAGCGCCCCUCCCAAGGAGCCGGGCCGUAAGGGCGCCAGGAAGGCGGGUCACCACAGGACGGACGUGCAGUGCGCCGGCGAGUUCAAGGAGCACGGUGAGGGCCGGGUCCGGGAUUCCGUGGCCGAGGGCAAUGACGAAGAGAUGAAGGACUCAGAGAGCGACCUGGAGGGGAGCGACGACAAGCCGGAGAACCUGAAGGCCGAGGUGGUUGGGUCAACCAACGAACUCAAGGAAUGCAAGGACACAAUGAGGCCGGGUGAGGGCAUCAAGGAGAUGCGUGAGCCUGUGGUCAGUCAGAACCCACCCUGCGUCUCUGUGGGAUCUGACUCUCCAAGUCAUCUCCUGGGCCCCGGAAUCAACGAGGGCAAAGCAAAGUACCUCCCUCCUGCCCCAGCUCCCCUCCCACAGCCUCUUCCGUUCGGAUUCCCAUACACCGCAAAUCCUUACUUCCAAACAGGCAGCAUUGGAAGCCUCCUCCUGGAUGCGGAGGACGGCGCUUCAGUGGAGGACAUCAGCAAGUGGACGGUUGACGAUGUCUGUAGCUUCAUCACCAGUCUCUCUGGCUGUGCAGAGUACACUCAGGUGUUCAGAGAACAGGCGAUUGAUGGAGAAACGUUACCCCUGCUAACAGAGGAGCACUUACUGAACACCAUGGGGUUGAAGCUGGGACCAGCACUAAAAAUAAGAGCACAGGUUGCCAAAAGGAUCGGGCGGGUUUUGUACAUGGCCAGUUUCCCGCUGGCAAUGCCACUCCCGCCAUCGGCACUGAGACCACCCGAGAGGGACCUCCCUCCCGCCGAGAACCGCCCCUCGUCCACCGGCAGCGUGGCCUCACCGUAUGGCAACAUCCAAGCCAGCCGCAUCUCACCGAAGCAGGAGAACGGCAAUGCCUCUGCUGUGGGAAUCAGCGACAUCGGCAAGCCGCAGUUGUGAUCACGGCGGCUGCUCGAGCUACAGAAGUGAACGCGCCAUUUCACAAAACCAAAGUAUUUAUUUGGAGCGCCAACUUCAUUGGUUGACUGCAUUUUCUUGAAAACAAAUACUCGGCUUUCUCAAUACAUUAAGUAGAGACUCCUUUCCUUCAAGACUUCAGUCUAUUCUAUAAAGCAACAGAAUCCACAGCAAAGAGCCUGCAAAAAUUGAUGGCAAGAUACAAGGGGACAGGGUUGGAAAGAAGAGUUCAACCAGGCCUGCCUCCCACAAAGCAAAGGAGCUGCAGUUUCUGCUUCAAGCUGCAAGAUGUUGUGCAAACUCUUUUUCCUUUUGUUACGCAGAAAUGAAACGCAGAGGAAGCGGGAAUAAAAUACCCAGAACAGUGCACUUGUACCAAAAAAAAAUUCCAUCACAGACCUAAAUAUUCAGUGUAAAAAUAACAGAUUUCACAAGCACUCAUUUUGACAAGGAGCUUGAGGUAUGGCAGUGUCUAUGCAUUUGUCCAGUGCUAAACCAAAGAUGAUGGUUAUUGGUCUGUGUUUACAAUACAUUUCUGAAUGGUACAGUUAUUUUAGUUUAUUUUUCUUUGCCUAUUGGACACAGUUUAAAAGUGCCUCACUGUAGAGGUUUAAUCACUACUUGCACAACCUGUAUACACACACACACACACACACACGCACACAUACACACACACACACACCCCCACUUGACAGGACCUUGGGUGCACAGGUAACAGAGUUUAUUUAAAAAUGACCAUUUCUAGAUUUGUGGUUAUCCAAUACCUGUACAGCAAAUUAUUUGAACAAAACUAGUUACGGAACACAUUUUGGUACUCAUCUUGUUUUUUUUUCUUCUGUUGUUGUGUAGUUGCACGUUUCUGAAUUUUUUCGGGUGGGAGGGAAACGGGGUUGGAAGUGUAAACUGCUAAGGGAAGUUCCUUGUCUUUAUUCAUGCUGGAUGAACAUUAAUUGUUGCUUUAAAGCAAUCAACAUAAUUGGAGAUUUACGUUAUUUAUGGAGAUUUUGUUUGUAGGUUGAAUACUGGUUAGCGCAAUAUAUAGAGAGUAAUAUUCACCCAUAAAAGGGUGAUAAAUAAGUCAGAAAAAAAAUUUAAAAAAUUGUUGUUCCUUUAUAAGGUUUUGGCCGUUGUGUCAAACUAUCAUUUAUCUUCCUGCAGUGGUAAACAAUGAGAAUAUGGUGAUUUGUAAAAUAAUUUUAGCCUAUUUGUUGAUUUGCUUUCAUUCUGGUCUUUCACUUUUCGUGAAA